This is a messenger RNA of Hypoxylon trugodes, 1329 nucleotides long. RefSeq names its product tRNA isopentenyltransferase. NCBI's taxonomy places the organism in Eukaryota, Fungi, Ascomycota, Sordariomycetes, Xylariales, Hypoxylaceae. Gene Ontology annotation, cellular component: mitochondrion. The transcript is spliced from 2 exons. The record is from RefSeq and is a predicted model, not a curated record. Bases 1 to 1329 code for a protein of 442 amino acids. Gene Ontology annotation, molecular function: ATP binding; tRNA dimethylallyltransferase activity. Gene Ontology annotation, biological process: tRNA modification.
AUGGCUACAACGUCCCCUCCCAAGGAGCCUCUCGUGGCUAUCCUGGGAACAACAGGCACGGGAAAAUCAGAUCUUGCGGUAGACUUAGCUCUUAAGUUUGAUGGCGAAAUUAUCAAUGCCGACGCUAUGCAGAUGUAUAGGGGUUUACCUAUCAUCACAAACCAACUUUCACUUGAAGAGCGACGAGGUGUUCCACACCAUUUGUUAGCAACCAUAAAUCCUCAUGAGCCAACAUGGGCGGUUGAUGUUUUCGCACGUGAAGCAAAAAGGCUCAUUCGCGAAAUCCGUGGUAGAGGGAAGCUUCCCAUCAUAGUAGGCGGCACCCAUUAUUAUGUCCAUAGCGUGCUUUUCGAAGACAACCUAGUUACCUCCCAGGGUACAGACGACGGCUUUCUGCAACGCCGGCCCCAAGAAGAAAAUGGAACACAAUUUCCUAUUCUAGAGGGGCCUACCGACAUGAUGUUAAGACGUCUCCGAGAGGUGGAUCCUAUUAUGGCAGAUCGGUGGCACCCCGACGAUCGACGCAAGAUUAGACGUUCCCUGGAGAUAUUCCUUACUACCGGCAAGCGAGCAUCGGAUAUAUACGCCGAGCAAAAACAAGGGAAGGCAUUUUCGAGCCAAGUCGAUAGUCCUUGGCAAUCAUUGAUGUUUUGGGUUUAUACCGACUCCGACGUGUUAAAAGAACGUCUCAAUAAAAGAGUGAAUAAGAUGUACGAAAAUGGGUUAAUGGAGGAGGUGAGAAGUCUACAUAAAGCCAGAAAACUACGAACUCAACAGGGAGAAACUGUCGACCUCACUCGUGGAAUAUGGCAGUCUAUUGGCUACAAACAAAUGGAGUCAUUUUUCGAAGCUGAACGAAAUGAAGAGAGUCCAGCCAAAUUGGAACAAGUGAAGGAGGCUGGAUUAGAGCUGAUAAGAAUUGCAACGAGGCAGUACGCAAGACAACAGUUACGAUGGAUUCGACAUAAGUCCAUACCAGCGUUCCGAGACCACCGGGCAAUGGAUCAUUUGUUUAUACUUGACAGUUCCUGUCCCAGUAAAUUUUCGACCGAUGUUCUCGAACCUGCAAGGAAGAUUUGUCGAGAUUUUCUUGAUGGUUGUGAUUUAAUCAAACCAAUCGAAGUAUCUGACAAGGCAAGCGAAGUUUUAAUGGCAUUCGGGGACGAGAAGGCGUCAUCUGAAACGUUUAAGGUCAGGACUUGCGAAAUAUGCGGUACCUCCCUCCAAUCCGAACAACAAUGGGAGAAACACACAAAGGGGCGAAGGCAUCUUCGUGCUCUUCGGUCGGGAAAAAGAACAUCGCUUAUUCCUUUUGAUGGAGGGAAGUAA